UCAGCUCGCUAAAAUGAAUAACAAUUUUUAGUUACUUUACUAUAACAAGAAUAAUGUUUCAAAAACUGAACUACAUAUCAGCUCUAACAGUUCUGAUUAAAAUUUAGAACACGUAGUGCAUUGCGACUGUAGUGUUAACUGUUCGUUACCGUAGCUGUGGACAUUGUCAUUUAAAUUUCAGCAUCAUAGAUCGUAAACAUAUCGCACUGUCUUCUGCGCGUUCUGGACGAAUUUAGCUGUGGCUUUGUAUGUAAAUGCCGUCGAAAGUCAGUGAGAUCAUUUCAAGGGAAAACAUAUAGCUUUAAUUUUCUUCUUUUUCGAUCAAGUGUAAAUGAUUUCUAAGAAUAACUAAAUUACUUUUUACUCGUUUAUUUAACUGAAUCGUUUAUUAGUUAUAAGUCCAAUAUGUGCACCAAAGUGAAAAAUAUCUAAUACGUCGCUUCUAAACGUGGAAAAUAACAACGAAAACAACUCACUUGAUUGGUUUUUAAGAAUUGUUUUAAAAUAAUAAUAAAUUGUGACUUAUUGAAUUAUAAGUUAAUCUCAAAAAACUUAAGUGAGGUUACGCAAACUUUUUUAUAAGAACCAAAUCAAUCAGUUCAAAAAUAAGAUAUCUUCAAAAUUCUGUUACUUUAUUCAGACUUGUUAAAACUACCAAUGGCUCCUCGACUCAAAAUCUUAUCCAACGUUAUCGAUCGAUUUGCAAAGUUAAAUGCAGCGGUCACUGGAUAUUUAUAUGGAAUUGUGUAUGAAGAAACCUUAACAGUUUUAACUUUUAGCAUAAAUCCAGUUGAUGAUUCUGAUGAUCCAAUCUUGCCAAUUGAUCUUCAACUUUCUCUGCCAGCUGAAGUUGAUUUGCUUGGAAUAUUGUACGUUGAUCAAUAUAGACAAGAUAUUCCAGAUGCAUUCAAGGAAAUAGAUGUUACAGAUAAUCCUUUACUGAUAAAGUAUUCUUUGGAUGCAACGGAAGUGAAUGCAUUCUAUUAUAUUCAUCAAAAACUUGAGCCAAUAAAUUAUGAAGUUAUCAAUGAGAGCAGUUUACUACAAAAUUUUUGUUACAUAAGACUACGAGCUAAUAUUCCUUUUUUAUCAGAAGAAAUGAAUAUUAUGGAUUCACUUCAAGAUACCAGAAAAUAUUUGGCAGCUGGAAAGGUUGGAUUUUAUUUCAAUGAAAGUGAAACGUAUCUGCUUGGAAAUGACAUUAAAAAAGAUACAAGAAAUAUGACAACCAAAGAACUUGUGAAUGCAUCAAAAAGUCAAAAUAAUUCUAAAAACUCCAAGUAUAUACCUUCAUGCUUUGUUGAUACAAUUGAUGCAAAAAUGUUUCUAAAAAUGUCAAGUGAAAACAAUCUAGAUGAUGAACCUGUGCACCAUUUUGCACCCGUAGUUCAACAUAUUAAAAAAUCCAUUAAAUAUUGUGAAAUGUCUUUAAAAAUUGAUACUUUAGCAUUGGUUGGUUACAAUAUCAAUAUGGCUCAAUUGUAUGAAAUUUUGGUGGAAUCUCUUUGUAGGAACUUGCGCCUCAUUAGUUUUUCAUUUGAAAAUCAAUUAAAAACAGAAAAUAUGCAAUUACAAUUACCAGAGCCCAUCCAUGUGAAACCACUUGAUUUUGGUCAUUUACUUACAGCAGUAUACCCUGUUGGCCCGACAGAAGCAGAAAAUCAAAUUUAUAGACGAAAUUUGCACAGAAGAUUUGCUCUAGAUUUGAAAAAACCUUAUUUUAAAAAAGAAAAUGCACUAAGAUUCAAAAAUGAUAAAGAAAAAAUGGUUCAACUUAUUAAUCCUCAUGAAAUAAUAACACACCCAAACCAGAACAUUAGCAUUGUGCAAGGUCAGUAUGCUUACCAUCAUUAUAUGCAAGAUGGCAUUGAUGAUAGUGGUUGGGGUUGUGCCUAUAGGUCUCUUCAAACAAUUGUUUCAUGGUAUAGACUUCAAGGUUACACAAAUAAACCAAUACCAACUCAUAGAGAAAUACAGAAAUGUUUAGUAGAUAUUGGUGACAAACCUUCGAGUUUCAUAGGAAGUAAGCAGUGGAUUGGAUCAACUGAAGUCGGAUAUGUUCUUGAAACUCUUGAAGAUAUUCCUAUAAGAGUCCUGAGUGCUUCAAGUGGAGAAGAAAUGGCAACAUUAGCUCCAGAUUUAGAUCGUCAUUUUCGAACUCAAGGAACACCUGUUAUGAUUGGUGGGGGUGUUUUGGCUCAUACAAUCCUUGGUGUUUCUUAUGACGAAUCAUUCAAAAAUAUUCAAUUUUUAAUUUUGGAUCCACAUUACACUGGUCCUGAACAGGUGAACACAAUUGUUAAUAAAGGAUGGUGUGGGUGGAAAAAAAGUGAUUUUUGGAAAAAAGAUGCAUUUUAUAAUAUGUGUCUGCCUCAGAGGCCAAACAAGUUUUAAUUUGAAUAUUAUUUUGUAAAUAUUUAAAAAAAUAAAUUGAUA
Trichogramma pretiosum is the source of this 2436-nucleotide messenger RNA. RefSeq names its product ufm1-specific protease 2-like (gene Ufsp2). The record is from RefSeq and is a predicted model, not a curated record. NCBI's taxonomy places the organism in Eukaryota, Metazoa, Arthropoda, Insecta, Hymenoptera, Trichogrammatidae. The transcript is spliced from 11 exons. The coding region runs from base 658 to 2394 and encodes 578 amino acids.